UCCCUCCCUCGCGCGCACGGCCGCGGCUACCUGUGAGGGAGAGGGGCGCGUGCGAUGACGGUUGGAGGCUGUGCGCGUUCCCGAGGGCAGUGGGCGGGGCUGAAACAAUGCUGCGUCGGGAGCGCGCAUGGAUCACCCCCCCCCACUCCCAGCUCUCAGACAUGGCGGAUUACAGGUCCGAGUGGCUCCGACUGCCUGGCUCCUGGUCGCAUGGGGUUACACGGGACGGACGGGUCUUCUUCAUCGAUGAAGAAGCGCAGAGAACAACCUGGUUACAUCCAGCGACCGGCGAGGCCGUCAUCAGCGGACACCGCAAAACACCAGACCUACCAACCGGUUGGGAAGAAGGAUACACCUUCGAAGGGGCUCGCUACUACAUUAAUCAUAAUGAGUGGAAGGUAACCUGCAAGCAUCCGGUGACAGGACAUACAUCCCAAGAAAACUGUAUCUUUGUAAUGAAUGACGAUUUCAGGACUGCUGCAGCAAUGGCAUCACAAGAGAAAAAAGACCGACCAGUGAGCAUGGUGAGUGAAGUUUCAACCUACACAAUGGCAUCGGAAAUGGCAUUGCUUCCAGUGAGUCCUGCAGGCAGGUCAUCAAGACCUUCAAAGAAAGUUCACAAUUUUGGCAAAAGAUCCAACUCUAUUAAGAGGAAUGCAAAUGCACCAGUUAUAAAACGUGGCUGGCUUUAUAAACAGGAUAGUACAGGAAUGAAAUUGUGGAAGAAGCGCUGGUUUGUGCUUGCCGAUCUGUGCCUGUUCUAUUAUAGAGAUGAAAAGGAAGAAGGCAUUCUGGGAAGCAUUCUUCUGCCUAGUUUUAAGAUAGCUCCAGUUAGCCCAGAGGAUCAUAUAAACCGCAAAUAUGCAUUCAAGGCUUCUCAUCCAAAUAUGCGGACCUAUUAUUUCUAUACUGAAACAGCCAAGGAAAUGGAAUCCUGGAUGAAGGCUAUGAUAGAAGCUGCCCUUGUUCAAACAGAACCCGUGAAAAGGACUGAAAAGCUAACAUCUGAAAUUGUACCUCCUAAAGAGGUCAACCAUGUUCCAAACCACAAAAUGCUAGUCAAGCCUGAAAAUCAGAACAACCAGAAAAAUAUGGAUACCACUCUGGGUGUCCAACAAAAAGAAAAUCUGAACAUCACUCAUACUGACAAAUAUCAGGUUGAGAUAGAAGGACUGGACCAGCACAAACGUUUGACUAAAAUCAAUAGUAUAAAAUUGCAACCUGCAAAAUCAGAGAGCGACAAUGUCACGUCAAAUACUAACAGCGUUCAAUCUCAACAGUACAAAUCUCUGCAUGCAAGUGCUUCCAAUGAACAAAGUUCAAUUUGUCCAGUCAGUACUCCUGUAGAAAAUGUGGACACAGGAAGAGAAAGACUGGUUAGUUUAAAUGAAAGUGGAAGGGGCAUUCAACGGACUAAUUCAAUGGUGCAGUUGGAGCAGUGGGUGAGAACACAAAAAGGAAAGGGCCAAGAGGAAGAACCUAGAAGCAUCGCCUGUUAUCAAACAUUACCAAGGAACCUGCCAAGCUAUCGGACUCAGGUCAUGCCAUGUUACAGAACAUUGCCCCAUCACAGUCGUACAAGACCUGACAGCAUCUGUUCAGUGUCACCUUCUGCAUACGAUAGGGUCCUUCGACCACCGUCAUUAGAAGAAAAACGGAAAUCGAUGCGGGAUGAUACCAUGUGGCAACUAUAUGAAUGGCAACAGCGUCAGGUCUACCAUAAGCAUGGGACACUAAGCAGGCAUGGUACUUUAAGUACUCCUGUCACCAUGAUGAAUAUUGUUGAACAGUCACGCUCUAUUCCUCCAUCACCUUCUCACGGUUCACUGGCCCCCUACCAGGUAUACUCCCCCCUCAGGUCCUACAACAUUGAAUCAAGAUCAGAAGUAUUGUCACCUGUUUUAAGAGGAGACAUGACCACUGAUUCCAUGAAAUCUCGGCGACACAGGACACCUGUCAACAGGUUUAUCUAUCCACCAGACAGAAGAUCGAUGCCUGCUAAUGUACCUGUACAAACCAUUACACCUGAGAGCUUGCAAGGCAAAACGCCAGAGGAGUUGACACUGCUGCUAAUCAAGCUGAGGCGGCAGCAAGCUGAAGUAAACGGCAUCCGGGAGCACACAGCAGCACAACUCAUGCAGUUGAACCUCAGUGAUGCAAAUCCCAAGAAUGAUAUCCUUAUUCAUCACCUUCAAAGAAAUCUCAUGUAUUUGGAUUAUCAGAUGAAAGAAAAUGAACCUUUAAUCGCCACGGUUCACACAAUGAUUGAGAACUCAGCACCAAGGCCACAAGUAUACAAGCAACUGGCUCAGCAAGAUGAUUACAGAGAAACUUUAUACAGCCACAGACGUGAAAAUCUGGACAUUGAUGGUAAACUGAGCCAAUUAUGUGAGCAGGAUAAGGUUGUUUGUGAGCAAGAAGAGAAAUUGCAGCAGCUGCAUAAGGAAAAACAUACACUUGAACAAGCUUUACUGGCUGCAAGUCAGGAGAUUGAAAUGAAUGCAGAAAAUCCUACUGUAGUGCAAAGUGUGGCCUUACAAAGAGAUGUUUUACAAAAUGGAUUGCUCAGCACUUGCCGGGAGAUAUCAAGAACCACCACAGAACUGGAAAGAACAUGGAAAGAGUAUGAAAAGUUAGAGUAUGACGUAACUCUAGCAAGAACCCACUUACAACAACAACUAGACAGAUGUGAUGAAGUUCAGGUGGAGUUAACUGCUCAGCAACGCCCUCAGAUUCAAAAGGAGCUCUGGAGAAUUGAUGAUGUUAUGGAAGGACUCACCAAAAGUAAACAGCAAAGAAGGAACUCUAGCAACACUGGUACUGCUGGCUCACAACCUGGAACUGCUUCUACUUUAAGGUGUAGGCAGGAGGAAGAUGAAACAGCCCCUCCUCGCCCUCCUCUUCCCCAGUUAUAUGACUUGACAGAGAGGGCUCCCACAGUUCCCCCUCAUCCCAGUGAGAGCAUCAUUUGGCCCUGUUCUGCCAGAAACCUGGUACAUCAACCAGAUGAAAUGAAGAUCCACCUUGAACCAGAAGAUCCAAAGCAUGGAGCAGAUUCUGGUUCUGAUUAUCGACAGUACAAGAGUGAACCAGAACUGACAACUGUCACUGAGGUUGAUGAAUCAAAUGUGGAUGAGAAGUCAGAAGUGGUACCUGACAAAGAAAGUGUCACAUCUAAAGAUGUCAAGAGCACAGGAACAAGGAUAAAUCAUUUAGUUCUUCAAACCACUCAGGCUACAGAUUAGCUCUGAUCUCUAACUCCAUAUUAUCCACCUUUAUCACAUAUCCUGCGAUACCUUUGGAAAGCAAAGAUCUAUCAAUCUGAGAUUUAAAAUUUACCAUUGAUCGUGCAUCAACUACUGUUUCAGAAGAUGGUUCCACCUACUGAUCAGUCCUGGUGCAUAGAAUUGCUACCCAAUCCUGAAUGAUCUGGCCCUAAUUUUUAAAAUAUGGCCCCAGCCUUGGACUCCCCUAUCAGCAGAAAUUAUAUUUAUGUCGCUUACAUUUGGGCAGCUGGGAAAUGUAUAAGUCAUGUGCAGCUUGAGCUUUGAAGAGGACAUUCUUAUUUUGCUGGAGAGCAUUAACACAACAUGAGAGAAAGCAAUUAAGCUGAAUGAAAGUGGCACACAUAGUUGGAACUACUGGGCUGCCUCCAAUAGUGGGAGAGACUAUUGCAUCCCAUUAAUAAGCUACUACUCACUGAAGUCAACCAGCGUCCAACAAGUAAGGUGCUAACUCACCACAAUCCAACUAUUUUAAUAUACAUGGAAUUUAGAGUCUUUGCUUAACAAAUGAACCAAAUCCAUUGCAUCAGGAAAACAGAAAUACAUGGGGAUAACUCCUUGAUUGGCAAGCUGAAAAGUCAGGAUCAGGUGCACAGGGCUAACUGAUGGUUUGCAACUGAUUGCCAGUGUCUGCAAGCUGAUGUGAUUGGCAUGAAGAUUCAAAGGAUGAAAGUUGCCUUUUUGCAAAACUCAAGACUCGCUAAAAGGAUCAUUGAAACAAAAGCACCACAUGUUUGUCAAGGAGGGUAGAAUUUUGAAGGACUCACUGUAAGGAACUUUCAGCUGUUAAUGACAAAACCAAAAUAUGUUUCAGAACGUGUCCUAUCUAUCCACCUCUCAACUCAAACAGGGCCAGUAAACCUCAUGAGUGCUUAAGCUCCCACUGUCAUGCUGCACAAUAGAAUUGAAAGGCACUCAAUGAUUCUGUCGAUAGCCGUACUGAGACAGCAUGUCUUUACCUACUGAGGGGAUUCCGUGUGAUGACAUUUUUGCCUCAGAUAGCGUGGCAUUGGAAAGAUAAAUGGAACUGUAUAGAAACUACAUAUACUUUGCUACUAAGCUAAACUUUGGGUAAAUAACAUUUUUUUUCUCAGUGAUCCAUGCUAAAGGGUGAUUAGGGGCAUCCAUUGGCAGCUAGAGACCUGAUUAUCCCCAGUCAUGACCUCAAUUACCAAGGCAGAACCACCUUAGUACUAAUUGUAAUAAAGAGCCCUUUGUGGUGUGCACCAGGAUCCAAUGCAACUAGUGAAGCAGAAGGACCAUCUUUAUAUCAAUGUUAACUGUGCUGCCUAUUCAAAUAAAAGCCAGCAGUUCUUGGCUUAAUUGAACAAACACACUUUAAAAUUAGUCCACACUGGAAUCCACAAUUCUGCAGUCAGCACACUGGAAACAAGAAGAGAAAACUGUAGUUCAAAGCUAGUAUCGCUGUAUGGAACACAACAUUGGGUUGUAGUCAAGGGAGAAUAUGAUCACUAAGGCUUCUGUAUGCAACAGAGAAACUAUGCUUGCCAGUGAAGCACUUGAUGUCAAACUAGUAUUGAAGGAACCUAACCAAGCUAUUGGUGUGCUGACUAUUAAUAAAGCUCCAGAUCAUGUUGCAAUGAUGCCAUACUAUUUAUACUCAUUAAAUAUGAGAAAUCAGCACUCUUGAAGCAUCUGCGAGAACUUCUGACUUGCUGGAAAAGGAUAUGGUGCCCAGGAUAUGUGUGAUGCAAAAACUUUUGCCCAGAACAGGAACAAGAAUGAUUCCAGUGAUUGCAACAACUACCAAAGCAUUUCACUCCUGAGCAUUGUGGGUAGAGUAUUGCCCAUGUGGCCCUUGUAAGGCUGUGGAUAUCUGAUUGACAUGAUCAUCUCAAUCUUGACAGCUGCAAGAGAAAUGCCAUGAAGAAAAAGGACGACUGUUAUUCUCGACCAGACAAGACCAUUAUUAUAUGCGCAUAAGUGGUCAAUUUAAGCUGCUGAAGGAAAAUGGCUACCUGCUGAAGCUAAUAAUUUUUAUCUUCUCCUUUCAUGAUAACCUGAGGCUUAAGAUUAGCCCUGAUGGAGCAAUGUCAGAGUUUGAGCUUCACAAUGAGGUCAAAUCAGGUUGUAUUCUGAUGCACAUACUCCAGCAUAUUCAUCACUGAUGGAAAGCUGUUCAGCCUCACUUAAGACCCAAAACAAAAUGCUGUCAAUGUGACAGUGGAGGUUGCUGAUAUCCAAGUUCCACAAUCACAGGCAAUUUGUCAUUUGAUGCUGAAACCAAUGUACACAUUGCGAAAACUAUUGCCCUAAGUGUAUGUGGAACAAAAGCAACUUGACUGAGAGCCUCAAACUGCAGGUCUCCCAGGACUAUAUUUUCAGUAUGGUAGGUAGACCUGGAUAAUUUAAGCCAAGCACAAGAAAAGACAACAUAACUUUCAACUUUGCAAAUAUGUAGUCUCAGAAUGACUGUAGUCUCAGUAUGCCUUGGUGGGGUAAAAUCACCACCUCAAGAUCCUGUAGCAUACUAAUUUUGUCAACAUGUAAUCAUCAUUUAUCGAAUGGCAUUGGUACUUGCUUGGCCCAUGUUCAUUGGAUGUAUGAUGACUAUAUUCCAAAAACCAUUUGUACACUGAGUCACAACUUGCUGUGCACCCACCCCUUCCCACAAAAACACCUACAUAUAAGAUUAUGAAAAUGGUAAACAUGGACACAUAAUGGGAGACAACUGCCAAUGGAAAGGGAGUCCAGAUGCUCAUUGUUUAGAGAGACAUCAGAAGAGUUAAGGAGAAAUGGAAAGCUCACCUGGCUGAGAAGAGGACCAAGAAAACAUGAUGAACAAUUCAGCACAGCUUCUUGAUGACUUCAACAAAUGCAGCAAAAGCUGCUUGGCAAAGUGGAGCCCUUGAGCCUACCACAUGCUGCUUACCACGUGAAUUGUACCAUAAUGAAAAACUGCCAACUAAUGUAAUGAAAGGCUGUGUGUUGCUGUUCCUAAAAUAUUAUCCUGGCCUUGCUAUUGAAUUGGGCUUGGCCCUGCCUUAAUAGUAAAUUGAGGAAUAUGCAAAAUCAAUAGACUACAGGUUGUCAUUAAAUAAAAUUCUGCUGAUGGUGGCCACGGUGCCUUAUGAAUGCCCAGCUUUUACUUGCUGGAUUCAUUCUUAAUUUAAGCCAUUUUAUGAUGCUGUC
Messenger RNA from Chiloscyllium plagiosum (whitespotted bambooshark), 6437 nucleotides. NCBI's taxonomy places the organism in Eukaryota, Metazoa, Chordata, Chondrichthyes, Orectolobiformes, Hemiscylliidae. The record is from RefSeq and is a predicted model, not a curated record.